Messenger RNA from Ogataea haglerorum, 516 nucleotides. RefSeq lists its product as uncharacterized. Lineage: Eukaryota; Fungi; Ascomycota; Pichiomycetes; Pichiales; Pichiaceae. The record is from RefSeq and is a predicted model, not a curated record. Bases 1 to 516 code for a protein of 171 amino acids. The transcript has a single exon.
AUGAGCUUAUCUGGGAUCAGUCAAUUUGCCAACAGACAUCUAGUCAAAACACUAAAAUAUGCCGCACAGUCACAGAUAUAUCUCCAUCAGGCUGGAUCAACCUCAUUACUAUCAUUCAGCUCUAACCCAGCACGCUUGCCCAUAGGCAGAAUCAAAGCAAUAGAUAAAAUAGGUAGUGACUAUCAUGUCACACCUGAUAAGUUCGUUGAAAACAAGUCUUUCAUCGAGCUUUUACAGCAUGUCAUAAAAGACCAUGUUGCUGAUGACAUGAUGUAUCGGUUGGAUUCGCUCAAUUAUCUCAAUUCUUAUAUGCCCAUAUAUGAUCUAAAGCGUGUUCCUGAGUACAUGAACCAGCAAGUGAAUGUUGACAACGUGCUAGGCUAUAUCAAGGUCGAUGAAAUGGGCAACAUGGAUCCGUCCACGUACCAGGCUAACAACACAUAUAGAUUGUGCAAUGCGGACGGAAUUAUAAAAUUGAGUGACGUUAUCCUCGACGAAUUAAAGAAACAUUUGUGA